UUGUAAGAAAAAUGGUUACCCGGAUCGUCAGCGCACAACACUGGUAGCUUGCCUGCAUCGAUGCUGUUCAAAUUUAACCCGUUGUAUCCUUUCUAUUUCUUUUUCUUCUUCCACCUAAUAAUUUAUUCUCUAGUAAUACUGUUAGCAGUAUAUUACAGUUGUCCUUGUCAUAUCUUUGUUCUUGGUGCCUACACUGUUCUUUAUCAAUCGCCAGAGCCAGUAUAUAGAUAGAUAAAUUGCAAAACCUUUUUGUGUGCACUUUGCAGUUGAUGUCGAGCAUAUUUGGCCUUCUUGUUUUCGGGAAGUUUCUGGAGCCCAUUUGGACAUCAAGAGAAUUCCUGAAAUUCAUUAUCUUUGUAAACACAACCACUUUAAUUGGGGUCUAUGUCACUGCUGUUGCUUUUUACCAUAUAACAAGGAGAGAGACAUUUCUAUAUGUUCCGCUUUCUGGAUUUCACGGAGUACUACCAGGCUUUCUAGUAGCAGUGAAGCAAAUUGCGCCUGAGCAAGAUAUUGAGGUGCUUGGUUGGUUCGAUAUAAGAGCUGAGUGGCUACCAUCUCUCUUCAUCCUUAUGUCCGUUACUAUAAGCAUUGUCACAUCGGAUGCAAUGCGGUAUUCGCCAUUUGUGCUUUGCGGCACUUAUUGGGGUUGGCUUUACUUGCGGUACAUUCAAAGAAUUCCUGAAUCUAAUAUUACUGGCACCCCUGGUGAUGAGUUUGCAUUAUCGACAUUCUUUCCUGGAUUCAUCAGGCCAGUUAUUGAUGUUUUCACUUCAAGUCUAGACAAAUUGCUGUGCCAAAAUUGUAAUCCUUGGGGAGAACAUGGUGAUCAUUCGGACAGGUUCUUGAUGCACAGCUUUGAUACUUCUGAAGCAUCUAGAUGGAGAGAACGGGGAUCACGUGUUCUGGAGGAAGGGUUGCAUGAUUCGAGGAACAAUCUUGCUUCUGAAGAUCAAGAAUCGUCUGAACGUGGGUACUUUGGCCUUUGAUUGCAACGCAUUUUAUCAUCUGUUGAGUUCUCACCUAAUUUUGGAAAACUUGCACCACGAAGAAUCUCCUGUUCUUAUGGAAAAGAAACGAACAUAUACGUUGAUUGCUUGAUAUGGUACCUAAGUCAACAAACUAUAAUAUGCAAUGACAAGUUAGAGGAUAUAACACCGUGUCUUCAUUACAAAAUAAUUGCUUAAUUAACAAAAUUUUAUACCAGAAAAAGUAGAAAAGGAAAAACACGUCUGAUGAAAAUGCUAUUUUGUGGAAGCCCAUCGCUCAGCACGUGCAGUCCUUCAUUCUAUUUUUGGAUUGCAUCAGGACUAGUAUGUUUUCAUGACAAAAGAAUUUUUCAAGCUAUGUUUUGUGGCAUUCGUUAAUCCACUAAACAACAAAUUAAUAGUCAAACUACAACCCAUCCGACUUGAAAAUUGCUCCCGCGCUGCACCUUCGACCACCGAGUGGCUGACCAAACACAAGGCACGGUGACUGUGCGCUCGUGUGCGCACAUACAAAUGGAAACAAGAUGGCCUUGCGGCAGAGACUUGCUGCAGCCGAGUGCGUGUCAAGUGGAUAAGCGAGGGACAAAUCUCGCGGUACAAAAAACAGCUACUCUAAAGCAACUAGCAUCACUCUUGUUUGGUAGUAUUUUUAUUUUCUAUUUUUUAUUAAAAAUUUAAAAAAAAAAUGAAUUUGACUAAGACGUGUAUGAUAAAAUUUUUGUUCUCUUAAAACUAUUUAUAAAAUUCUUAAAGCUUUUGACUGUAAAAAUUUAUUAGUUUUGGAACAAUGUGAAAAUAAAAAUAAAUAAUAUAUGCUAUCAUCGACAUCAAUCUUUCUACGGUGUUUUUCACUAAUUUUAGAAAAACAAAAUCACAAACACAAUAGCUUAACAAUCCCUAAGCUAUUACUUUUGCAAUAUUAUAAAGGCAUUUCUCAAAAAAUACUCUCUUAACUAUUAAGCUAUUUUUGCAUUUUACACAAAUUAUUCAAAACCUUGUCAAGAAUUGUCUACGUUAAGAUAUAAGUACACUCUGUUCAUUAUCAUUGUCAUUUAUCCCACACGUGCUUUAGUUAUAUAUAAUUUUUUAUCGACAUAAUUCUAACUCCGUUUCAUUCAAGCAGCAAUUUUUAUAUUUUGGUGAUAUUUA
Molecule: messenger RNA, 2138 nt
Organism: Phoenix dactylifera (date palm)
Lineage: Eukaryota; Viridiplantae; Streptophyta; Magnoliopsida; Arecales; Arecaceae
Product: rhomboid-like protein 19
Biological process (GO): retrograde vesicle-mediated transport, Golgi to endoplasmic reticulum
Cellular component (GO): Golgi apparatus; membrane
Source: RefSeq, a predicted model, not a curated record